AUGGAACAUCAUUCGGAGGUCGAGACGCUUGAGCAGUUCAUCUUUAACUCCAAGAUAUGCAUCUAUGUCUCGAUGGCUGGCUUGGUUAUGAUCCUUUACGAUCAUAUGCUCACGUUUGCGGACGAGGUGGAGCUGAUAUGGAAGGCGCCGAGGUCUAUUGCUCGUACUCUAUUCUUGAUUAACCGAUACUGCGUUCCGGCCAUGGUCAUCGGCUCCAUGCAUGCAUUCUCUGCCAUCUCGCAGAGCACUUUCGUUGACAUAUAA
Messenger RNA from Peniophora sp. CBMAI 1063, 264 nucleotides. Lineage: Eukaryota; Fungi; Basidiomycota; Agaricomycetes; Russulales; Peniophoraceae. The record is from the annotation of a GenBank genome assembly.